CAUCCGUCCGCGUGCUAGCAACAUAUCAGUGGGAUAAGUCACAUGACAGCAGAUUCCGGGCACUGAUUGGUUAGGAUGAGCAGAGGGCGUGUCGACGGUGGCGGCGUGCGUUUGCCUGUGUGACACAAUUACAACAACUUUGAUCCGAUGGUUUGGGAAGUUUGCUAUAUCAUUAAAUAACACUCACUCUUUAAACCCAACAUUACAUCAACUUCAUGCAUAAACUGGCACUGGAAUACAUGCUGUGUUUUGAUGUACAAUGAGGAGUGUGAAAGGUAACUUGAAGGGAUAAUUUCCUUGAGGAUUUGGCAAGAAUCACGCUACGCCCCGUUUUAGUCCUGGAUAGCUGUGCAGCACUUUCGUUGUUAUUGCAUUUUUCCGGAGUUGCUCGGUCCCGUCGAUCUUCCCAUUUCAUAUCUAUGAAAUCGUGCGGAGUGUCGCUCACCGCCGCUGCCUCAGCUGCUGCCCGGAGUCUCGGCGUUGCUGGUAAUGACGAGGAGAAAAUGGCGUCGGGAAAAGCGACUGAAAUCGAAGAGGACUUUCCGAAGCUAACAGCGCAAGAGAAAGAAAGCUUGGUUGGAAUUGACAGUUCACUGUUUGGAUUUCAUAGCCUUCAAGAAGAUGGCGCCAGAACGAAGGCCUUGCUGUUAAAGGCUGUUAGCUACUAUGAUGCUCUCAUCCUAAAAGCAGAGGGGAAAGUGGACCCUGACAUUUUCUGUCAGCUGGGCCACUUCAACCUCCUGCUGGAGGACUAUGAAAAAGCAUUAUCUGCAUACCAGAGGUACUUCAGUUUACAGCCAGACUACUGGAAGAAUGCUGCCUUUUUAUAUGGACUUGGCAUGGUGUACUUCCAUUACAACGCAUUUCAGUGGGCAAUCAAAGCAUUCCAGGAGGUGCUUUACAUUGACCCCAGCUUCUCAAGAGCUAAAGAGAUUCAUCUGAGGCUGGGACUCAUGUUUAAAGUCAACACAGACUACGAGUCAAGCUUAAAGCAUUUUCAGCUGGCUUUGAUCGACUCCAAUCUCUGCACUUUGUCCAAAGCUGAAAUUCAGUUCCACAUUGCUCAUUUGUAUGAGAUCCAGAAGAAAUAUAGAGCGGCGAAAGAAACGUAUGAAAGUCUGUUGCAGACAGAAAAUCUUCCUGCACAGGUGAAGGCGACUACACUGCAACAACUUGGCUGGAUGCAUCACACAGUGGAGCAGCAGGGGGAUAAAGGCACCAAGGACAGCUAUGCCAUCCAGUGUCUGCAGAAGUCCUUAGAAGCAGACCCAAACUCUGGCCAGUCCUGGUACUUUCUAGGGAGGUGCUACUCCAGUAUUGGGAAGGUACAGGAUGCCUUCAUCUCAUACCGUCAGUCCAUUGACAAGUCGGAGGCCAGCGCUGACACCUGGUGCUCCAUAGGGGUGCUCUACCAGCAGCAGAACCAGCCUAUGGACGCACUGCAGGCCUACAUCUGCGCUGUUCAGCUGGACCACAGCCAUGCCGCUGCCUGGAUGGACCUGGGCACCCUCUACGAAUCCUGUGGCCAGCCGCACGAUGCUAUCAAGUGCUACAUCAAUGCUACACGCGGCAAGGCCUGCCUCAACACUGCUGUACUCACACAACGCAUCAAGCUACUGCAGGCUCAGUUGUGUAACCUACAGCCAGGUAGUCUGCAGAAUAAGAGUAAAAUGCAGGGGGCCUUGAACACUGCACAGGCACAGCAGGCCUGUAAGGGGGAGGGAGGCCAGUCCACCAGUAAUCACACAGACCCACAGGCCAGUCCAGCCAAGAGGAAACGUACUGCCAGUCCAGCAAAGAGUGCUGCAGAUGUGUCAGCAAACAGCCCCAAUCAGCAGCAGGUCCCCAGCUGGUACCUAACGCCACAAAAGCUUCAGCAGCUGGAUCACUUGCGGACUAACCGAGCAAACCUCAGGCCUCCCCAGGUUCAGAUGUUGGAGCAGCUGGAGAACCAGUUCUCUCUGAUGCAGCAGCAGAUGAAGCAGCAGGCAGCAGCAGGUGGCCGGCUGCAGCCCAGCCUUCCCAAUGGUCCCUUGGCUGAGGCCCCCCAGCACCAUGCAGGCCUCUCCCCCCUCAAUCACACAGCCAUUCGGCCCCCAUGUGUCACCCAACCCACAGCCAAUGGAUCCUGUUCUUCAAGUCCUUCAUCAGGGUUGUUGGGACACCUGGGCAGUACCCACACCCUGGGACUGGGAGGUGGUGGCGUGAGCAACGGAAAUGUGCCUUAUCCACAGCAGAACUCUCUACCUCACAACUGCACAGCCACCAGCUGCCCCAGCACCAGCAGCACUACCAGUAGUCCUAGUCAGGCAGACGAGACAUGGAGGAAUCAACAGCGCCACACUACGACUCAGGGACUUCAAAAGGGUCCAGGUUCACAUUCGGCAGGCCCUAAUGGAGAACCCCCUUUCUCUUCCUCCUCCUCUCCUCAGACCUCAUUCUCUUCCUCUGGCAUUCUGAAUCAGGUUGGACAUUCCACUGGGCCCUGCACUGCCUCCUCCUCAGCCUCCUCCUUAUCCCCCACCUCUCCUCAGUCCACGCCCAACCACUUGUCCUCGCCUCCCCACUCUGCUACUACCUCAGGGGUCCACACCAAAGACACCGCGCCUUCAGGGGGCAACAAUGGCAGCAGUGGUGCAGCUGUAACUUUGCCAUCAGGUCCAGAGACUGCAGUCGGGCAUUCCACAGGGACACCCCUUAGUCCCACCACCACCUCCGCGCAGGGAUUGAUUAAUCAUGUCCAGCCGCGGGUAAAUGACAGCUCUGCUAGUCUGUCUCAGCCUGGCUCUCCUGCCUCUUGUGCGCUCAGUUCAGACAAUCCUAAGCUCUCGGACUUGCUAAAGGGAAAAGCCAAUACUACUAGUAACGAUGAUAACAAUAACUACAGUAACCAUGGAGGACCUUCCUCAGAGAAAAUCAACAACAUCCACCCAGGUCUCUAUGGUGCCGCCAAGUCAACAUCGGAGCACUCAGUGGCAUCCUCGUCACUUUCAGCCAUUGCAGCGCCGUCUCCCUGCUCAGCAGAACCUCGCACCACCAACAGCUUCUCCUGCCUUAACAGCCCGUCCAACCGCCAGGUGCCCACUCUCAAUGGAAAGGGGCUGGAGGACUCUCGGAGUCCACUGAAGGUGGAGCCUUCUGGAGGAGCUCGGAGACACGUGGCCCCUGCUGGUCUGUCACCCUGGUCCUCGGUUUCCAUUUACCCCAGCUCCACUGAAGUGCUCAAAGCAUGCAGGAACCUGGGGAAGAACGGCCUGUCGACGAGCAGCAUCCUGCUGGACAAGUGUCCCCCACCACGUCCCCCUCCCCCACCCUCUCCUCCACUGCCAAAGGACAAACUCAACCCUCCCACACCCAGUAUUUAUCUUGAAAACAAGAGGGAUGCCUUCUUUCCUCCUCUUCAACAGUUCUGCACCAACCCUGCCAACCCAGUCACUGUCAUCAGAGGACUGGCUGGAGCACUCAAACUAGGUGAGAGGCUGAACACCUGCUCGACGUUGGUGGAGGCCAACCCAGACCAUCUGGUAGAGGUGCGGACCCAGUUGGCUCAGCCCACUGAUGAGAACUGGGACCCCAGCGGCAGCAGAAAGAUGUGGCGCUGCGAGAGCAGCCGCUCCCAUACCACCAUCAUCAGAUACGCCCAGUACCAGGCCUCGUCCUUCCAGGACUCUCUGCGGGAGGAGAAUGAGAAGAAGAAGGAGAUGGAAGCGGAGGCAGGUUCCUCAGACAGUGCGAUGCGACGAAGGAAAGGCCCUUUUAAACACAUCAAGUUUGGCACCAACAUCGAGCUCUCUGAUGAAAAGAAAUGGAAACUGCAGCUGCAGGAGCUGGCUAAGCUGCCAGCUUUUGCCCGGGUGGUGUCAGCCGGUAACCUGCUCAGCCAUGUAGGACACACCAUACUGGGCAUGAACACUGUGCAGCUCUACAUGAAGGUACCGGGGAGCAGGACGCCAGGUCAUCAGGAAAACAACAACUUCUGUUCAGUCAACAUCAACAUCGGCCCUGGCGACUGUGAGUGGUUUGCGGUGCCUGAGCUGUACUGGGGCGUCAUCAAUGACUUCUGUGAAAAGAACAACAUCAACUUCCUGAUGGGUUCCUGGUGGCCCAACCUGGAGGACCUGUACGAGACUAACGUGCCUGUUUAUCGCUUCAUCCAGCGACCUGGAGACUUGGUGUGGCUCAACACAGGCACCAUCCACUGGGUUCAGGCCAUCGGCUGGUGCAACAACAUUGCGUGGAAUGUCGGACCCCUCACAGCUCAUCAGUACAAGCUGGCCGUGGAGCGCUACGAGUGGAACAAGCUGCAGAGUGUUAAAUCUAUCGUUCCCAUGAUCCACCUCUCCUGGAAUAUGGCCAGGAACAUCAAAGUUUCGGACCACAAGCUCUUUGAGAUGAUCAAGUAUUGUUUGUUACGGACUCUGAAGCAGUGUCAGAUGCAGCGGGAACUGCUGCUGGCUGCUGGGAAGGAGCUGGUGUGGCACGGGAGGACCCAGAACGAGCCGGCACACUACUGCAGCAUCUGUGAAGUGGAGGUGUUUGACCUGCUGUUUGUAACCACUGAGAGCAACAGCAGGAAAACGUAUGUGGUGCAGUGCCAGGACUGUGCUCGUAGGGCGAGCACCAACCUGGACAGCUUUGUGGUGCUAGAGCAGUACAAGGUCGAGGACCUGAUGCAGGUCUAUGACCAGUUCACUCUUGCGAGUCCUCUGCCUUCCUCCUCUUGAUGCUAACACUCGCAUACUUCUGAGGACAGUUAGAACCACAGUGGACUUAAUCAGAAGCUCUCCGGAAACCUUUUAUUUUUUUUUUCUGAUAUUCAGGAAGUAAGCCGGCAGUCCUCCAACUGCGCUCUGUAGCUAAGGCAGCUGUGUGAAAGCUGUGUGUCUAUGCAACCUGCCCAGAGUGGUGUGCCUCCCCCCAGUGGACGGGAGGGGGAUGGCAGCCCCUCCUGUAAUGACCAGACUGUUCUACUGCUGGCCCAGCUGGACUUCAUUAGAAAACACACACAAAAUCCCACAGAUAAACAGUGAGGUAACAUUUUGUACAUAUUAUGUUUCAGCUGGCAACACGGUCACACAGAGACUACUGACGUGAUAGUUUGGUUUUUCCAUUUUUGUAAUCUGUUUGUGCUUUGACAUGGCAGCGUCGUUGCCUUCCCCUCCAUGAGAUGAGUCAUUAGCAUACCUGGUCAUCUGUACGUUGGACACCUCCUCGGUCAGGACAACAAGAGAAAACUGUUUUGUAACAUGAAAAGUUGAGCGACACAUUGUUUGCAACAUUUCCCGUUUUUUAAAAGAUCAGUUGAACCUAGUUUUGCUGGAACUAAAACGAGUCUCCGGUUACUUUACGGUGCGAGAGAGGAAACUGUUUGUACACAACAGCCAGGUUGGAGAGACAAAGGGUUGCACAUAGACAAGAGUGAACUUUAAUUUGUUUUUUAUUUAGAUGUAAAUUUACACUAUUUAUAAAUGCAUAUUUAUUGCUUGAAAAUAUUUGUUGAUGGAAUGCUGUAAUUUUUUCCAGAAUACCUGCCAUUAAAUUUGAAGGAGCCUUGUGAUUUGAAGCUCGGCCCCUCUUACGUUUUCUAUAUAAAUACAACUGCUUAGUAAGCAUUGUACAGAGACCAUACCUGGAAAUGGGUUUAUUGUUUGAAGGAUGUUUUAUGCGUCAAUAAACAAAACUGUCUUUAUUUAAA
Molecule: messenger RNA, 5695 nt
Organism: Monopterus albus (swamp eel)
Lineage: Eukaryota; Metazoa; Chordata; Actinopteri; Synbranchiformes; Synbranchidae
Gene: kdm6a
Product: lysine (K)-specific demethylase 6A
Exons: 31
Coding region: 420-4724 (1434 amino acids)
Biological process (GO): heart development; regulation of gene expression
Cellular component (GO): MLL3/4 complex
Molecular function (GO): histone H3K27me2/H3K27me3 demethylase activity; chromatin DNA binding; RNA polymerase II cis-regulatory region sequence-specific DNA binding
Source: RefSeq, a predicted model, not a curated record